Molecule: messenger RNA, 1919 nt
Organism: Lotus japonicus
Lineage: Eukaryota; Viridiplantae; Streptophyta; Magnoliopsida; Fabales; Fabaceae
Product: transcription factor UNE10
Exons: 6
Coding region: 258-1706 (482 amino acids)
Cellular component (GO): nucleus
Molecular function (GO): protein dimerization activity
Source: RefSeq, a predicted model, not a curated record
GACUCCACACAAAAAUUUGUCCACCUUCUCACUCAUCCAAUACAUAUAUGGACUAGAUUCUCUCCUUUUCAGUAGUGAAAUUAACUCCACAAGCUACUUCCCCUUGUUUCCAUCAUAUAGGGGGGUCACCCGCAACAACUUGAACAAAUCAUGCAUAUCAUCUAACAAUCAAUAUCCACUUCUCUUUCUCCACAAUAAUCCGUGUUCCUCUCCAACAUUAUGUGUGAAGAAAAAGCAUAACACUAUCACAAAAAAAAAUGAGCCAGUGUGUUCCCAGCUGGGAUAUCGAUGACAACCCACCACCCCCAAGAGCCUCUCUUCGUUCCAACUCCAAUUCAACUGCCCCUGAUGUCUCCAUGUUAGACUAUGAUGUUGCAGAGCUUACAUGGGAAAACGGACAACCUUCCAUGCAUGGCUUAGGGCUGCCGCGAGUGCCGGUGAAAUCAUCCACUACCACCACCAAUACCGCUCCUCACAAGGAGGCAUGGGAAAAGCCUCGUGGUAGUGGCACCUUGGAGUCUAUAGUGAACCAAGCCACUACCUUACCCCAGUGGGGUAAGUCAUCUUUUGUUGGCGGUGACAAUAUUGGUGGCGUUUAUGGGAACGUGCUAGUCCCAUGGCUUAACCCACACCGCGCUGCGGCCAUCGCAGCUGCCAGCGCCUCCAACACCAUGACCAUGGAUGCGCUCGUGCCCUGCACGAAUCGUUCUGAGGAGAAGAGCACCCAGGUCAUUGAUUCUGCUGCAACCGGAGGGCUUGGAACGAGCAUGAUGGGUGGUUCCACACGUGUGGGGUCAUGCAGUGGUGUGGCUGCCACGGCUGCACGGGAGGAUGGCGCGUUCCUGGCGGAGGUUGCAAAGCGUGGCAAGGUGGCGACAACACGCGUGCCGGCAAACAGCCGUGACCAGAGUGUGAGUGGCAGCGCCACCUUUGGGAUGAACAGCCAGCACGUGACACUAGACACAUGCGACAUGGAGUUUGGUUUGGGUUUUACUUCCACCUCCAUAGGGUCUUUGGAAAACACAAAGACCACCACAGUUGAUGACCACGAUUCUGUUUGCCAUAGUAAACCAACGAGAGGGGACGGGGCGGAGGAGAGAAAGAGAGAAAACAGAAAAUCUUCAGUGUGCACCAAAAGGAGCAGAGCUGCAGCUAUACACAACCAAUCUGAAAGGAAAAGGAGGGAUAAGAUAAACCAAAGAAUGAAGACACUGCAAAAGUUGGUCCCAAAUUCCAGCAAGGCUGAUAAAGCUUCAAUGUUGGAUGAGGUGAUAGAAUAUCUGAAGCAAUUGCAAGCACAAGUGCAGAUGAUAAACAGAUUCAACAUGUCAUCCAUGAUGCUCCCGAUGACCAUGCAACAACAACUUCAAAUGUCGAUGAUGGGGCCAAUGGGCAUGGGGAUGGGAAUGGGUAUGGGGAUGGGAAUGGGAAUGGGGAUGGAUAUGAACACCAUGAAUCGGGCUAACAUGCCCGGCAUGCCUCCAGUCCUCCACCCUUCUGCCUUCAUGCCCAUGGCCUCAUGGGAUGCUGCGACAGCCGCAACCGGCGGUGACCGGCUUCAAGGACCUCCAGCCACCAUGAUGCCUGACCCUAUGUCCACAUUUUUCGGAUGCCAAUCACAGCCCAUGAACAUGGAAGCCUAUAGUAGGCUUGCUGCGAUGUAUCAACAGCUGCACCAGCCUCCAGCUUCUGGUCCAAAGAAUUGAGAUGUUUGCUGAGUUGCAGCAAAAAUGUGUGCAUAUUUAUUCUUUAUAUGAGAAAUAUUCAUAUUAGCUCCAAAGCUGGUUAUGUGAAACAAUAGCAUAGUAUUUACACUGCCCUUCUUGGAUGAGAAAUUUAUUAAGAAUCGGUGGCUUUCUAUUGUAACUUGAAUAAUAUAUUUGUUGUUUUGUUCAAUAGCUUAUUUGUUAUUUCUUUUA